AUGGGCGGAAACGAGGAGCUCACGGAGUACGAGCGCGAGCGCCUGGCGAAGAUCGAACGGAAUAAGGCGCUGAUGGAGCGAUUGGCGCUGGCGAAACUCGCGAGCGAGGCUGGGUUGGGAGGCGAGGCGGAGGGCGGGCGCGGACGCGGACGAGGGCGAGGGCGAGGACGCGGGCGAGGGCGAGGACCGCGAGUGAAACGGGAGCCUGCGAGGCAGUCGAGUCGGGUUGAGAAGUUAAAGAAAGAGUCUAGAUUGAUGAGCUGGCGAGGGACGCGGAUUGAGCGGAGGUUGCGGACGCACUGGAUGAUAGAGGUGGACGCGGACGUGCAGUGCCUUGGGACGGCGGACGAGGAGAACAGGCUUCUCACGGGCGCGCUCUUGCCGAGGAAUUACUUCGUCGAGGGAUACGUUGGGGAAGAGCCGUAUAUCGCGUGGACCGACGAUCAAGGGAAACAUCACAUGGUGUGGGGGGAUGACGAUCUGAGGGAGAACAAGCGGCACGUGCGCACGGACGAGGAAGGGUGCGAGACGGCAAGCGCCGCCGCGUUGAUCAUUCCCAAAGAGCUCUCACGUAGGCAGAGGGUGGCGUACGAAGAGUUCAUGAACGUACGAGCUGCUCGAGCCCUCGAUAUGUUGAUAGGGUCCGCGGCACCGAGUUGGAAUCGACCAUACCAUCCGACGUACAUCGACGAGCAGUCCGCGCGUUUGUGGGCGCCGCUAAUCCCUCGACAGCAAGGUUACAUCACGAGCGAGCUCACCAAGAGUGUCGAUGAAGACGAUAUGGAGCGAAAGAAACGAGAAUUCAGACGAGAAUUUGCCUCUAAAGAUACUAAAGUGCGGGAGAGUGACACGGACAAGUACGAAAUGCUGCAGGGUGAAGUCUGCGACUCGUGCGCAAACUGCGGCAUCAGCAAGGAGCAGUCAAACGGUAUGCGUUUCGGUCCGGACAGCAGGCGAUCGCUCUGCACCGCGUGUGGGCUUUUCUACGUGACGAUGGGACACAUUUAUCGCCCGAAGGGUUUCUGCGAUGAGAUGAACACACCCGUGGAGUUUGUCGAUUUGUCUGACGGGAUCAAGGAGGAGACAGUCGAAAAAAAGCGCGAGCGUUUUCAGGUUAGCUUGUCGCACGUGUCGGAGGACGGUCACGCGCACUUUAAAUUCGAUAUCGUUGAAGACGAAGACGAAGUCGAGAUUAAGGAAGCGGAAGAUGAAAUUCAAGCACUCGCGCGAAGUGAGGAAGACUGGAUUCGAACGUCUGGGAAGCCCACAUUUCAUUCAAACUUCUCUGCGCAUGCGUACGAGGUUCCCGGGAUGGUUCGACGAGAGACGGUUGAGGAUUACCCUAUAGAUACCGUCGAUUGGUCUUCGUUAACGCAUUUCACCAAACUUGUUCUCCUCGCGAGCACUGGUGUGAUCACGAACAAGCAAGUUAUGGACGAUGAAAUCCCGGAUGAAAAACGCACUCAAAGAGCGGUUCCUUUCGCAGCUCAUUCCCAUCUCAAGCGCAUGGUGGAGACUGGUAGGUAUGAAAAGUAUGAGAUGAAUAUCACUGAAUCAGAGCGGUACAAGCCGAUGGAGUUAGGUUGGAAGCCAGAGCACAUAGACGGCGUGACCAUGUUUGGCUACAUGGAGGAGCAGAUUCAGGAGUCUCUGGAGGCUCAUAUGGAGCGUCGCGCGGAGGCCGCCGCGAUGGAAGAAGGCGAGGAAAAGCGCGAAAUGCUCGGAAACAUCGCGGCAGAGCAAAUAGACGCUAUUCGUGCAUUCGAGCACCAAGUGGACAAGGGACUCGAAGCAUUCCAAAAGUCUGCAGACAAGGCUGUUCGCGAUGUUGAGCGUGAACGCGAACGUGCGCGUAGACAAAAAGAAGCGGAAGAAGAAGAAGCUCGUCUACAAGCUGAAGCAGAACUGUACGGCCCAAGAAGAUCCGCGAAUGCGUGCGACAUGGCCGAAGCGGUGGGGUACGAGGAGAGUGAAAUACAGGAACUUGAUGGGGAGGAGGAAAUACCAGAGCCAAUCGCCAUGAUCUGUAACGGCCACGUGGGACACUUGCUAGCUAUGGGGAAAACGCGAUCUGAGCGCGUGCACGACAAAGACACGGACAGAGUAGUUGGAGCCGGCGAAUUCGAGCGGAUGUCAGGUUGUGGAAGCUCAAAGAAGUGGAAAUCCUCUUGUCGCGUGAUGCUUCCAGAUGGAAAUCCAGGUAGCAAUAUGCUCACAUACAUGGUUGAACGUGCAGAUGAAAAAGGCGAUAGCGUCAUAGGACAACGGAUCGCUGUUUGGUGGCCGCUAGAGGAAGUGUUCUACCUUGGGCAUGUAGAAGCAUACAACGCGGCCAACGGUGAGCACACAGUUAGGUACGACGAUAAUCAGGUUGAAGAGCUCAUGCUUUUCAUGCAGCGCAUCAAAUGGCUCGAGAAUGACGCGCUUCUCCCUGAUGAAAAUGAAGAAGAAGAUGUGAACAAAACCCGCAUCCACGUUCGGCCGCCGGGAGUCGCCGGCGCCGAAGAGGCGACCGUUCGUAUCCCUCUUGGUGGUUUCAGCGUGUACACUAGAGUUCAACCGUCGACGACCACCAUGAAGCACAGUGAACGUCGCAAGUGUUACGAGAUCUUGAACAUCGUUCGUAAGGUUGAAGUCGAUGGUCGGGAUUUGUGUGGGCCGUUUGAACGGCUACCGACGCGGUUCGCUCUGCCGGAGUAUUACGACAUCAUCAAGUGCCCGGUUGACUGCGCGUCAAUUGAACGUAUGCUUCGGAAACCCGCGGGUGGGUAUCCAAAUGUUUGGUUCUUCCUCGUCGCGAUGGAGCUGAUGUUUACCAAUUGCAAGCGUUUCAAUGACCCGGCGUCAUUGUUGUAUCGCGACUCCGAAGUCCUGCGAAAAGCUUACUUGGACGCCGUGGAGGAGCGAUUCCCAGGACAUCCGGUGCCCCCGUCAAUCACGGUGUACGACAGCGUGGACGAACCAGCUUGGGACAAACCCGUGGACGAUGCUGUCAUUGAGGACGAGGACGAUCCUUUCCCUCCAAAGUACGUCGCCCCGACGCUGAAGACGGUGACCAUGAAUAAACGAAGAGCGAACGCCGAUUAUAGAAACGACUCUGAUAGCGAAGAAUACGUGCGACCGAGAAAAUCGCAGCGAAGCGCUCCCAGAGAUCGACGUUUUCCGAAGGAACCGCUCCAGUGCGCGUCUUACAUCUUAGCUCGUGUGCGAGGUAACGCGAUGCCUCUGAACAAACUGCACAAAAUCAUGGUCGAAAAGGGCGUGACGGAGUUUGCAACUGCGCGAAGACCACUCGCGGCGCUUGGGGCACUCUUGCGACAACAUCCAUUGGUGUUCCGAGACGCGCGCGGCGGUGAGGUGUGGGAACUGGUUGAGAAGACUCACGUCGACUCCGACGAGGAGAUCAUAUUGAACGAUGAGAACGACCAUCCGCAGGAGAUGAGCGACAGCGCUGAGCUCCCACCGCCAGCAACGCAUGAACUACCCAAGCUCGCGAUGACGAGGAAGGAGACUGACUACUGCAGAACUGUCCUGAACGCCAUUCGCGCGUGCAAGGACAAGAAGGGUCGCUCUCGUGCCGAGGCGUUCGAGAUACUUCCCACGCGAAAGCAACUGCCCCAGUACUAUCGCGCCAUCUCCAACCCCAUCGAUCUUGGAAGCAUCCAAAAAUGCCUCAACGCCGGCGGCUACCCGACCACGUGGAUGUUCUGCGUCGCCCUCGAGCUCAUGCUCUCCAACUGCCAAAACUUCAACGAAUCCUCGAGCGUGCUCUACAAGGAUGCCGUCGUCCUCCGCGAUGUCAUCGCGAAAAAAAUCCAAGAAGAGUACCCCGGCCAUCCGCUCCCGGAGCGCGAUUCCGUGUACGACGCCGCAAAGUGCGUCGAGCCCGACUGGCGCCCGACCACCGCGCCCGGAAACGGCAAGAAACCGCCCACGCUCAAGUUUACCAUGCGCACCGUGGCCAAGUGA
This is a messenger RNA of Ostreococcus tauri, 3969 nucleotides long. Its product is annotated as Zinc finger, NHR/GATA-type. Gene Ontology annotation, molecular function: protein binding. NCBI's taxonomy places the organism in Eukaryota, Viridiplantae, Chlorophyta, Mamiellophyceae, Mamiellales, Bathycoccaceae. Bases 1 to 3969 code for a protein of 1322 amino acids. Gene Ontology annotation, cellular component: RSC-type complex. The record is from RefSeq and is a predicted model, not a curated record. The transcript has a single exon. Gene Ontology annotation, biological process: chromatin remodeling.